This is a messenger RNA of Diaporthe citri, 3378 nucleotides long. RefSeq lists its product as uncharacterized. Bases 1 to 3378 code for a protein of 1125 amino acids. NCBI's taxonomy places the organism in Eukaryota, Fungi, Ascomycota, Sordariomycetes, Diaporthales, Diaporthaceae. The transcript has 5 exons. The record is from RefSeq and is a predicted model, not a curated record.
AUGUCCCACUAUCCAUAUGGCUAUGGCUUCCAGGGCCAGCAGCCGCCCCAGCAACAAUACCCUUACCAGCCCUAUGGUGCCUACCCUACUCCAGGCUAUGGCGCACAACCUCGUCCUCAACAACAGCCCCCGCCUGCGACAGGCGACUACUACACUGCAACGCAGUCUGCUUACGACUACAAUGCGAACAACAUUCCCGGCCUCGGCACACCGUUGACAGCCCCUCAGUUCCCUGUUCCCUUUGGCGGGCAAUGGGAUCAGGGUGGCUAUGCGGCAUCCGCCCCGCCAGCCGCUUACCCUGCGUACAAUGCCUCGACUUUUGUCCCUAUGCCACCUGCUCCGCCGUCUCAAGCGCAAUCUCAGGCCCGCGUACCGCCGUCACAAGAGCUGCAACCGAAGCCGCAGUACAGACCAGAUUCUGCGCGUCCACAAAGCAAGACGCAGCCAAAGGAGGAGCAGUUGAAGGAGCAGUCGAGGCAGCCGCUGAAAGAUGUCGACUCUCAGGACGAAGGUGAGAUCAGCGAUGGCGAGUUCGACGACCUCUACGAAGAUGUCUAUGACCAGCCGGUCGUGCCGCCAAAGACCAAAACAGUAUCCCCGGUGUCCUCCGAGGACCCCGCUACAAGCAAUAAGCCACCUGGCGGUGAGGUUCCGAGAGAGCAAGAGCCAACGCGCGCAGAGCGUGAACGCUCACGGUCAUAUUCUCCGUACCUGUCGCCUAGGGAGAUCGAACAGGAAGACCCAAAGCUACAAGUCAGGGCAGAAGACCCACAAGGACCUACUCAGGUGCAGAAUAACUCGACUGGUAACGAUUCCAUCGCUGUCUCGUCUGCUGGCAGUUCUCCAGACGUUCAAAAGCAGGUCAUAUCCACCGAUCAAAGCAAAGAAAACAAUGAUGCCAUGGGCCAUACAGCCCCAGGUGCAAUUGCUUCGCAGAUUUUCAGGAGCCUGCCCGAAGCUCAGAAUGAAGCUAAGAAGGCGAUCCUUCGAUUGUUGCCUCAUGGUGUCAAAUACCAGACAUAUCUCGAUGAGGGCUUUGACGAAAAGGUGAUGAAAGAACUCUUCACCCAACUGAAUCUUGCCCCUGUGACUACCGAUUCUGCACCAUCUGGGAAGCCUGCAGAAAUACAAGAGCACAAAACCCAGGACCAGGUUGCGAAGCCAUCUCAGGCUGCUCAAGCAGACGCUAUGGCAAAGAAGCAAGAGGAGCGCAAAGACAAGAUCGCUCGGCUUUUGGCUGAGAAGAAAGCAAAGGCCGCGGCGGAGGCCACCACAGAACCCAAAGCUCCCUCGGCAACCACAUCUACCGGUGCUUCGACGCCUUCGACGACACCUGCAACGAAACCCACCACCCAAGCGCAGAAGACUUUACUUCUGCAGCAGAAGAUGGAGGCUUUGCGCAAGGCACGAGAGGCUCGGACCCAGCAAGCUAGCCAGAAGCCUUCUUUGCCCAAUGCGCCGAAAAACGAUUUUACCCAGAAGCUCUCCCCAGUACUUCCAACGCCAGGGCCGACAAUGGCAGCGCAGACAUCGGGUGCAUCAGAUCCUACUGCCCAGGUUGGCACACCGUCAGGAACGCUACCUGGGCCUCAAGACCGUUCACGGCAAAAUUCAGGCUUCCAGAGCCCAGUUCCACCUGGAUUGUCAAACAAGCCGAUUAACCAGAGGAAGCGCCCUGUAGCAGCCGACUUUGUGGAUUACCCGACAAAGAUUGUCAAACGGCCCUUUCUCCCUAGCCGGCAAGCCUCUUCAUUGGUCAUCAGUGUUAGCGAUGAUGAAGAUGAAGACGACGAUAUCGAUAUGGAAGUGGAUUCGCCUAUCGAGGACUCUCCUGCACCGACACAGCCAACCUUCAAUCUUCCCCGGAGAGGGCCCUCAGUCCGCGACUACCCUCCACUCACAAAUGCUGGUCCGCCACGACACCUAUCCAGUCCCGCGCCCGGGACACCAGGUGGGAAAGCCCCCACUGUUGACUUGAAAGCUAUGGAGAAAGCAAUUGCAGAUUAUAAACGCAAGAUUCAGGAGGCAGAGGCUCGAGCCAAGGUCAAGCCCAGCACCGGUUCUUCAACCCCUCAGUCGCCUAGUGCUGGAGGCGCGACACCCACAGAGCAAGCUAUGAGGCCCGUGGUACAACGCGUAGUAUCUACCAGCGAUGUGGACGAUAAGAAUGGCCCAUCCGCUCAGCUACUACAAGAAGCUGAGGCGGCAAAGACCACAAAGCCCCAUGUCUUUUCACCCCCUGGUGGGCACGCUAAGAUUGAGCGUCGGGUGAGAAAAGCAAGCGCUCAGUCCCCCCGACUCUCAACUAAGCUCCAGGAUAAGAUCGCUGAACUGAAGCGGAUGGAAGAGGAAAGGAGGCGAUUGCAGGCCGAAAUUGACGCCGAGCUGGCUCAGCAACAGGGCAUGGAGGAAGAAGACAUGGAAGAGGACAUGGAUGAGCUCGGUUCUGACUCCGCCGGAGAUCACGUUUCGGAGAACAUGCCUCCAGACAAACCUACCACCUCUAGUGAUGAGUCAGUUCAGGAUGAAGCGGGGCAGACUGCUCACGACGGCCCCUUGCAGUCGAUGCCCAUGGACCUAGAGUCCAUGUCCGGGAAGUCAGACUCGGAAGCGGAGCCUUCUACAUCCGCAUCCUUGGCUCUAGCGUCAGCUGCUCUUGACGAGACGGGGAGCAAUCCGUUAUACUCUUCAGACCCCGAUCUUGCCGGUGAUGCUUCUCAACUCCCGGCCAGUCAGCCGGCAGAAGUGUUGGCCGCCAUCGCAACAUCUGCGCCCACCGAGGAGCAUGCGGUAGCUGUCGCCGACAGUAACACGUCUGAUGAUUAUGAGCCCCCAGAUGCGGCAGGCAAUGACCGCAACAUGAACGACUCCCCGCCAUUCAGCCCUGCUCCCGCCGAGAAUAUUCGCAAUGCGGACGCCCCAGGCGGCGGGUCUCAAGAGACUGCUCCGCCUUUGGCCAUGCCUACCCAGAUUUCGACUGCCACGAUACCCAGCGAUGACCCGACGAUCGAAGCGCGUGCGGACUUUUUCGCGCACCCUUCAGCGCGCACCGCAGACGUCUCCGGAGAAGAUGCCCACGAAUCUGUCCCAGCCGAGCAGACCUUCUUCACCGAUUACGAGAGCCCUUUGCGAUAUUACCAUGCUUUCCGAUUCCACCCCAGAUACAAUGAUAAGAUUAUUCUGGAGCUCGGCAGCUCAGACGACUUGGCGGGAGACCAGAAGAAAACAUUCAACAACGGGCUUAGAGAGUUGGUUGCGUCCUUCCAAAAGUCCAAGAUUCGAGACUUCAAGACCAUCGCCCAAGGGAUCGUCGAGUUCCGCCGCCGUUUCCUUGGCGACUCUUCCAGGGUUCUUCACCUUGAAGGCGUCAGCAUCUGA